AUGAAGCUCCGACCGUGGCUCUCCGCCACAUGCUCCUCCCGCACAUCCACCGUCUCCGUCCCUCAACCCCAACCCACAUACCAAAAACGACAUGUCGUGUCGGACGCUAGCAGCUCCUCCGAUAACCAUGGCAGCUCCUCCAGUAGCGACACCUGCAGCACCAGCCUCCACUCCAACCUCUCCCUCCAGACGCUGCCAUCUGUCCCCUCCCUCCAGAAGCUCAUCUCCCAACUUGACGCCCCAACCCUCUCCGUCUCCCAUCUCUGCUUCACCACUCUCACUCCAAGCCUUUCCUCCCUCCAGAUCACCUGCCUCGCCGUCCACCACAACCGCCUCUACACCGCCUCCGGCCACGAAAUCAACGUCUACGAUUUAUCCGACUUCUCUCAUCUAGACUCAUUCAACGCUCACGAUGCCUCCUCCGGCUCCGUUAAGUCCGUCUCCUUUUCCGACUCCAAGGUCUUCACAGCUCACCAGGACUGUAAAAUCAAAGUCUGGGAGAUCAUCCCAGGUAAACGCCACAAGCUCCUCGCCAUGCUUCCAACCGUUAACGACCGUUUGCUUCGUUUCGCGCUCCCCAAGAACUACGUCACCAUACGCCGUCACGUAAAACGCCUCUGGAUCCAGCACGCCGACGCCGUUACCGGCAUCGCCGUCAACGAUGGACUCGUCUACUCAGUCUCAUGGGACAAGAGCUUGAAGAUAUGGCGGGACUCAAGCCUCCGGUGCGUGGAGUCAGUGAAGGCGCACGAGGACGCCGUGAGCGCGGUUGCGGUGGCGAAAGACGGGACGAUCUACACAGGCUCAGCGGACCGGCGUAUCCGGGUGUGGGCGAAACCGCAAGACGGGAAGUGCCACGUGUUGGUGGCGACGCUGGAGAAGCAUAAAUCGGCGGUGAAUGCUUUGGCUCUAAACGACGACGGAUCGGUGCUGUUUUCGGGUGCUUGUGAUCGGUCGAUAUUGGUGUGGGAGAGAGAGGACAGCGCGAACCACAUGGCGGUGACGGGAGCGUUGAGGGGGCAUGGGAAAGCGAUACUGUGUUUGUUCAACGUCGGGGAUUUGCUGCUGAGUGGGUCGGCUGAUUGGACGGUGAGGAUGUGGAGGCGCGGGGAGGAUGGGACUUAUUGCUGCUUGGGGGUUUUGGAGGGACACGUGAAACCGGUGAAGGCGGUGGUGGCGGUUACGGGAGAGAGUGGUGGCGAUGGCGACGGCGUCGUUAAGGUUGUGAGUGGAAGUUUAGAUGGAGUGGUGAAGGUGUGGCAUGUGUCGGUUUCGGAGGCGAUGAAAGAACGGAAGAUGUUAUGAUUAGUU
Messenger RNA from Fragaria vesca subsp. vesca, 1311 nucleotides. RefSeq lists its product as uncharacterized. The record is from RefSeq and is a predicted model, not a curated record. Lineage: Eukaryota; Viridiplantae; Streptophyta; Magnoliopsida; Rosales; Rosaceae. Gene Ontology annotation, molecular function: protein binding. The transcript has a single exon. Bases 1 to 1305 code for a protein of 434 amino acids.